Rattus norvegicus (Norway rat) is the source of this 6677-nucleotide messenger RNA. Lineage: Eukaryota; Metazoa; Chordata; Mammalia; Rodentia; Muridae. The record is from RefSeq and is a predicted model, not a curated record.
GAACCUGCAGAAGAAGUCGAGUUGAGAUCAGAGGGAUCAGAGGCAAAGACUACAGGGGACCCGAAGCCUCAACUCUAUGGCACAGAAUAUCCAUGCUGCUUUUCUUCUCAUGGAGGCAAUACAAGCUUUUCGUGUGAAAGCGAAAAAAAACCAAACACUAGCAGGGUUGAAGAGGAGGCUCAUGGGAAGAAUGAAGAUGGGAGGAGGAACGACCUGCUUCUCAGCUGGAGGACUUUCAGGACUAAGCACUAGCAUGGACCAAGGAGUCUCAACUACAAACCACAUGACCUGAGUGCUGGGCCACUGAAACAGAUCGGGUUUGGCACAUCUGGAAUGGGCCUGGGACUUCCAUUCCCAGGGAGGGCCACUAAUGUCCAAAGAUGACAAGCAAGCAGCUGGGACUGCUUAGGGACCUCUGAGAGCUGAGAAGGCACAAAGUGUCUGGAGUGAGUGUGUCUGUGGGUGGCUUCUGUGUAUGGGUGCAAGCCCUAUCCCAAGCUAAAUAAAAUUCGUCUUCUCACUCCAGACCGGAGUGAGCCCCAAGCCAGGCCAGAUGAAGUCGGCCCGAGAACUCAUCAGACUGAACUGACAACUAGAGGAAGAAGUGCAGGGCUUAACAGCUUCUGGAAGUCAAAGCUGAAUAAAUGACCAGAGGGUGAAUAAUACAUUAGGGCAGACAGGGAUUUUGGCAAAGUAAAAAUCUUAUUUGACUCAAAGGAUAAAUGGAUGGAUUGGCAUGGAAGAGAAAAAAAGAGUCACAGUAAAACCUAGGGUGCUUUAAAAAGCAAGAGAAAGAUGCAUCAGGGAAAGAACAGGAGGGGGAGAAAAAAAAAACAACCCAGCCUUUCCCCAGGCAGUGAGAAAUUUGGGCACUGUGCUUAAGGCACAGGGAUUUUCAUUUUCUCCUUUAGAAUUUGCUAUUUAGGCUGAGCAUGGUGUUGCUCACAUGUGAUCUCGGCACCCAAGAAACCGGCAGGAAGAUCACCUGGUCUAAAAAAAAUAAUAAAUGAAAAAUCCUUCACCCAGGGCAUAAUUAUUCAGACUCACUUCCCUUCACUUACCACCCCCGGUCCCUAAGCUUGAGCUGACAUCAGUUUCUUUACCGGAAAAAAAUCUAAGCUCCAUCUUAGCUUUUCCUUCACUCCCCCACUCCAUCCUGUGCUCCUCUCAACACGCCGAGCGAGCGAGAGGCUGCCCCACGCUUAAGCUGAGGCGCACACAUACACAUCUGAAACUCACUCUUCUCUCUUCACCUUCAAGAGAAACGGGGCUGUGGAUAUCGACUGGCAAUACCUACAAACCCAGGCUCUCAAAAUUGGAAUUGUAAUGGGGGAAGACAGCUGAGAAACAGCCCACAGAGAAACCAUGUUAGGAUGCAUUCUUAGACAAGCAUGCAGUGUCAUGGGCUCCUGGGGUGCAGGAGGCUGGAGCCAAAGUGGAUGGUGUAUAUGGAAUGUGGAGCUUGAAUUGGAACGCCAGCCAGGCAGCCUUGCUGGGUAGUUAUGUGACAGGCAGAAUCUACAGGCCCGUAAAUAAAUGUACAGGGCCCCAGAAACACCUUACACAACGCUUCUUCCUCACUGCCUUGAGAGGUUUUAUCCUCUCAAGCAGCUACAGCCAUCUCCACCAACGUGUCCACUUCUCUUAUUAGCGAGAGCCCUAAAAAGCAGCAUGGAGCUAUAGCUACCACCGUGGAGAGGAAAAGCCCACGCAGCCCCAUAGCCAGCUGCCAACAAGCUGCGGAGCUAGAUGAAGCUGAGUAUUCACAGGCCCCAGGCAGACCUAGUGCCUCCCCAGUCCCACUACCAGCACUGGCCGGUCCGCCGCAGGAACCCACGCACCGCUAAAAACAUGCGCUGCCAGAAGUGCUCCGAGCCCAGGCGACCCCGAUCCAUGAGCGCGUCUGCCAGUCCAACUCUUCCAGACUCUUCUCUGCGCUCCACAGAGGUCCGCGUGCCCCAAGCCUCGACCCCCAUAGUCUUCACAGGGAUACCUGGAUGUCCCGCACAGGACCCGGGCACUGGGCAUCGCAUCCUCCCUCCUGAGCUUCCCAGGACCGACCCCCGCCGCCUACACGCGGCCGCACAAAGCGCGCCUCCUUGCCGGCCCGGACAAAGCGGGCCGGGGCGCCGGCUGCACCUACCUGGGUGCGGAGCGCCUGCGGGGCAGCGGGAGCGCGGCUGGCGGGGGCGCACAGGUCGUCGCCGCGCCCACAGCCCAGACGCGAAGGGUGGUUGCUGGAGGCUACUGGUGGUGGUGGCGGGGUGGCCCAGGGCGCACGGCAGGAGGGCGCUGUCACAGGGCGCUAGCGGCGCGGGGGGCGCGCGGGGCCGGCGGCCGCGGGGCGCGUGGCGGCUGCGCGCGGGCGCGAGCGGCGGGACUGCGGCGCCGCGGAAGGAGGACAAUAGCCUCCCCCUGCCGCAGGCCGCCGGCUCCCGCGGGAGGCCCGGGACCAUCUGGAGCUCGCGGCCCCGCGGGGCUUGGGGCGGGGCGCGAGUCACCCCCUCCCCACCCGGCGCCAUGGCAACCGCGGCCCCUCUAGGUUCCUGCAGUGGUUCUCCGGUAGGGGGUCUCUGACCUUCCCCGGGGCAAAUGCAGGACUGUCGCUCCUUCGGUAGUUCCCGACCCCCCACUGUCUUCCGCGUGGGCGCCCCGCUUGACCCCCACCUUCCGGUCCUCGCUAGCCCCGCGACACCCUUGGGCGUCUGGGUACCACCCAUAGUUAACCAGGCUUAUUCUUCCCAGUUUGGACAUUCCACCUUUGUCUCUGUCGCGCCUUUGCCUGGAUGCGCAAUCCUUUUAAAUGUCACUUACCUCCGAGGUUUCCCCGAGAUGCGGCCUCCGUUUCCUUUUCAAAUGUCCCCUUUUGGGCACCUCCAGGCCAUCUCGCUUAAGCGUUUCUCUCUGCCUUUCCCCCUUUCUCUCGUCCUCCUUCCGGCAGGUAGGCUGGCCCGCUUUCCAAAAGCAUCUCCAUGGUGCUCCUGGAGAUUCGCCUUCUCACAAAUCAGAUUCUCGGAACCGUCAUCACAGCGGCUCCUCAGCUCCUCUCAUUUAUCAACCAGGAGAAUUCUGGCCUAGUCACUGCCUUAAGGGGGUUGGGGGCAGGGAUGGACAUUUCUAGUCCUGGCACGGCUAGGUUUCUUCCUGGUUUAUUAGCAGCUGAGUGGUCUACGGUUUAAUGGCAUUAACCAAGGUGAGCUGCUAUCUGCUUAGGCGAGGAAGAAAAUAUGCCCAAAUCAGAGCAAAUGCAGAGUGGGUGCUAGCAGUGGGUGCUAAAAGUGCGUUUUGUCAUGUGACACUCCCACCCCCACUCCAGCUCUGAAAGUACUGUUCUUCCAGAUUGGAGAGCUAACUAAGCUCAGGGAGGAACCAGAAGGGAAAAAAAAGGAUGGAUUUUGUAGAGAGCCUUUGGGUUAUAUACUCCUGAGAAGAGAUAGGCCCUUUUGUACACUAGGAAUGUCUGAAAUGGACAAGUAAGGGCAACAAAAAGAAUGUUCUUUCAGUGAAUUAUUGAGCUUAGGGUAUUAAAAUAGCUAUAUCGUUAACCAAAUUUUAGCAUUUUGCUUCUUUCUGGAAAGGUAUGCAUAACUAAAACAGCUACAUGUAAUGGCACUACUUCCCAGGUAUGAUUUUCGCAAAGUAAAAUCACUGUGUUUAAAUUUAGUUUAAAAAAUAUUCAGGGUAAAACAAAAUCUUGCUACCACCACCAAACAGUUGUAUUGUUUCAUCUAUCUGGCCUUGGUUUUCCCUAUGUAUAAAACGGGUUGGGAAGGACUGGGGAGUUUUGUUAGACUGCUAAUCAGAUCUGAGAUUCUACCAUUAAACCGGAAUUCAGCCUUCUGUAAACUGUAUUUUGGGGUAUUUAUGAUUUUUAAAAAGUCACUUGUGUAGAAUGUGCCACACCUUUAAUCCCAGAGUUCGGAAAGAAGGCAGAGGCAGGCAAAUGCCUGAGUUCAAAGCCAGCCUACUCUACAUGGGAGUUCCAGCCCAGCCAGAACCACGAACAAAAUGAAAAUUGCCUCAUUCCUUCCUGCAGUGUAAGCUCGCUUCUCCUGUCCCCAGAGUCAGAGUAGUCAGAAUGUUCAGGAAUAGGCCACGGUGUGCCACGGUGUGCAUAAUGGUCAUCAUGGAAACCUGGCCACAGACACUAAAAUGGAUGGUGAGCCGGGAAUCAGCUCAGCAUCGAACAAGCUGCAAACCACAUUCUGCCGCUCACCAUUCUGGGAACUGAAAGUCUCAGAGACAGCCUGUUAGAUGGUGGUUAGAGGAGGCAAGGGUGAUAUUAGGUCUUGUGAUUGACUAAAGGAUAGUUUUUAUAGAUUAAUUCUUCAUUUCAACAUUGCACAAUCUUUUGAAAAACCUCUAAGCAUUCUAAUUUUCACUCAUUAAUAAUCAAAAUGACAUUCAGACACCUAAGUGGAAGUCUGAAUUAACCAAAUUAACUUAUGGCAGAGACUCCUUAUCUUCUGAUUCCUAGUCUGUUCAGAGAAAGAGUAUGGAUUUGAGGUCUGGGGUAGCUCAGUGGUAGGUCACUGACCUUGCAUGCACAAGGCCUUGAGUUCAAUCCCUAGUACCAGAGAGGUGGGGGAAGGCAGCGUUGGUGCUGGAAUUGGAUGCCCUGAGAUUAAUAUCUAGUUGGGAACUGUGAGUGGUGGUUCACACAUGUAAGCCAAGCACUCAGUAGGCUGAAGCUUGAAGGUUACAGGAUCAGCCUGGGCUGCAAAGUGAGACUUGUCUCUAAAUAAAUAAAUAAACAAUUAAAACCUGGUUUUGUGGUAUGACCUUAGAGAUGUACUUAGCUUCUUUGUGACUGGGUUUCCUCACCUAGAAGAUGUGAGGGUCAAGUGAAUUAUUACAGGUAAAGAUCUAGAACAGUCUUCUACCCAUAGGAAGCACUCUGUCCACAACAGUCAUCAUUUUACCAGAGUCCUACUUUACUGUACUGUUUCCCAAUUUGGAAAGGAAGCAUGCUCAAUAAUCAGAAUGCUGAGAUCACUUCUCUCAGCUCUGCCACUGGGUUGCUUUGGAAACUUGUUCUUUUUCACUGUAGUGAAUCAGUACAGUCAAUGACAAAGAGAACCUCUGCUUCCUUUUCCUGGGAGUUGCCAGAGUGAAUGGAAUGAUACCCACCUAGAGUGCUGAGCUGCUCAAAGGAUUCAAGUUUCCUGCUUAGGCUAACCUCUGUUCACGGGAAGGUCUCGGCCUAGAGCUGGGGCUGGAUUUUCAGCUUUCUGCAGUGCAGAAGAGGUGUCUCUAUUCUUUCCCUAAAUGAUUCUUCUGGCUCCUGGUGGAAAUCUCCUUCCCUCCCACACCCUCAAGGCCCUCACUCCUGGUGAGCAUUUAAACGCAUUUAAAUGCGGGCUUAAAAAGCCAGCAGUCCUUCUUAGAAGGGGAACAAAAUACUCAAGGGAGGAAAGACGGAGACAAAGUGUGGAGCAGAGACUGAAGGAAAGGCCAUCCAGAGACUGCCCCACAGGGGAUCCAUCCCACAUACAGUCACCAAACCCAGACAUUAUUGGGGAUGCCAGGAAGUGCAUGCUAACAGGAGCCUGAUAUAGCAGUCUCCUGAGAGGCUCUGCCAGAGCCUGACAAAUAUAGAGGCAGAUACUCGCAGCCAACCAUUGAACUGAGAACAGGGUCUCCAACGGAGGAGUUAGAGAAAGGACUGAAGGAGCUGAAGAGCUUUGCAACCUCAUAGGAAGAACAAAAACAUCAACCAACCAGACCCUCCAGAGCUCCCAGGAACUACACCAAAGAGUACACAUGGAGGGACCCAUGACUCCAGCCACAUAUGUAGCAGAGGAGCCCUGUCCCGCAUCAAUGGGAGGAGAGGCCCUUGGUCCUGUGAAGGCUCGAUGCCCCAGCUUAGGGGAAUGCUAGGGCAGGGAGGCAGGAGGGAGUGGGUGGGGGAGCACCCUCAUAAAAGCAGGGGGAGGGGGGAUAGGAUAGGAGGUUUCUGGAGGGGAAACUGGGAAAGGAGAUGUAACAUUUGAAGUCUAAAUAGAAAAAAUCCAGUAAAAGAAAAGAAAAAAAAAAAAAGCAAGCAAUGUUGAUGGCCUGUUCAUGUUGUCAUCAUCCACCUUCUCCCCCUCCUUCUUCUCUCGGUUAGAACUGAACCCGCGGUCUUGUGCUUGCUUGGUUUCUAAUCUACUCUGAGGUGCAGUCUUCUUGCGACAUCCAUACCCACAGGCUCUGCUUCUUCAACUACAUCAAACUAUAUCAGUCUUGAUCACAGACCCAGAGGAUCUGUGAUCCUCUGUCAGGGAUCACAGGCGGUAAUCAAUGAUUGCUCAUCACAACCACGAAGUACAGUCAGCGUUGUGCGGGAAACGUCAGACGCUAGAAGACAGUUUAGCAGAGAGCAGAAGCCCGGUGAAAGAGGGUGAAAGAAGACUCUUGUCAUUGGACUGAGACUGGAAAUGAGAAGCACUGACAAGCCAGAGAACGGGACUGGUAAUACCAGUCGCGAACAUAACAACUGGGGACCAGUUCUUGAGGUUUUACACUACCCUUCUCCCUCUCCUUCUCUUCUUCUUUCAGAGUCCCACUGUGUAGCCCUGGGUAGCCUGGAAUUACCUAAAUUACUAUGAAAUCUAGACCAAGCUGCCCCUAACUUAUUGGGAUUCCCUUGCCUCUGCCUCCUGAAUAUAAACCUAACUUAUUUAAUUUUUUAAAAA